Messenger RNA from Arachis stenosperma, 1445 nucleotides. RefSeq lists its product as uncharacterized. The transcript is spliced from 6 exons. The record is from RefSeq and is a predicted model, not a curated record. Bases 196 to 1236 code for a protein of 346 amino acids. NCBI's taxonomy places the organism in Eukaryota, Viridiplantae, Streptophyta, Magnoliopsida, Fabales, Fabaceae.
AAAGAAUUGAAGAAAGCUCCUAGUCACUCACUCACACACCCUUUUUCAUCAUCAUCGAAACCCUUUCGCUUUUCCUUCAAUCUUCUUCUCUCUACGGGUUUCAGCAAUCAAUGAGAGCUGAAAAUCAGCUUUAGAAUCCAAAAGAGUACCCCCAAAUAUGCCUUUUCAUUUUCAUUCCUUUUGAGCUCGUCAACAAUGGCCGAUGAUCUAUCUUCCAUCGCCAAGGAUGUUUUCCUUGUAAAGGGUUUGAAAAAUACUACUUUGAUAUGGAGGAUGGUCGUGUUGACCCUUGCUAUGGUCUGUGGUGUGUAUAUAUGUUCUAUUUGUCUAAAGCAAAUAGGCAUAGGCACCGCCAGCAAGAUUGGAUUUUUAGAUAUCAAGAUUGUUGACAAGCCGUGCCCGGAACCUAACAUUGAACCUUGGGAGAUUCCUUAUGUUCACUACCCGAAUCCCAAAACUUACAGCAGGGAGGAAUGCGCUUGCAGCCCUGUGCGGUAUUUCGCUAUUCUGUCGAUGCAGAGAUCUGGGAGUGGAUGGUUCGAGACAUUUUUAAACAGUCAUGCUAACAUAAGCUCAAAUGGGGAAAUAUUUUCAGUUAAGGCGAGGAGGAGUAAUAUGUCCACAAUAACAGAGACGCUGGAUACCAUUUAUAAUCUAGACUGGGUCAGUAGCGCUUCAAAAAACGAGUGCACAGCUGCUGUUGGCUUGAAGUGGAUGCUUAAUCAGGGAUUGAUGCAGAAUCAUGAACAAAUUGCUGAGUACUUCAGAAUACAUGGUGUUUCAGUCAUAUUUCUUUUCAGAAGGAAUCUUUUGCGCCGGAUGAUUUCUGUAAUUGCAAAUGAGUACGAUCGGAGUGCUAAGACAUUAAAUGGAACUCAUAAAUCCCAUGUUCAUUCGCCCAAGGAGGCCGAAAUACUUGCACAAUACAAACCCAAACUCAAUUCAUCAAUAUUGAUACAAAAUUUGAAGCAAGUAAGCGAAACCACCAAGAAGGCUCUGGAGUAUUUCAAGAGCACCAGACACAUUCUCGUAUAUUACGAAGAUGUUGUCAAGAACCGGACCAAAUUAAUGGAUGUUCAGGAUUUUCUGAAGGUUCCUCGCAUGGAACUAAAGACACGUCAGGUUAAGAUACAUAAAGGAACCUUAUCCAGCCAAGUCGAAAAUUGGAACGAUGUAGAGAAGGCACUCACCGGAACACCAUUCGAGAAUUUCCUCCAUGAAGAUUACCGUAGAUAACGCAGCUGGGUAUGUACAUACCUCAUGCCCUCUUUGUCUUUUUUCUUUUCCCUCUAUUUCCCUUAAUGUAAGCCUUCCCCCUAUUCUACGCGGCAAGAGCCAACAGGGACGACCGCCACCCUGUUGAAAUUUUGGCCAGGGCUCCCUCAUCUUUGUACUCAAUCUUAUGUUGCUAAUUUGCCUGGUUAUUCAAUUUAAUAUUUAAUUCA